GCUAGUUUUCGCACACAGAAUGAUAAAGAUUUGACAACGGUGCCCAGGGGGCUGUCUGUCAAAAUUAUAUAUUUAGAGGGAUUUCCACGCUUGAAUUGCCGUUUAAACCGCCAAGAAAUUCGGCCAAACAUUCCAGUAACAUAAACAAGAAUGUCAGGAAUCGCAUCAGCCAGAUUAGCGCAAGAACGGAAAGCGUGGAGGAAGGAACAUCCAUUUGGCUUUGUCGCUCGUCCUGUGAAAAACGCCGACGGUUCCUUGAAUCUAAUGAACUGGGAAUGUUCAAUUCCCGGCAAGAAAGGCACAGCUUGGGAAGGUGGCCAUUACAAACUUCGCAUGAUCUUUAAGGAAGACUAUCCAAGCAGCCCACCGAAAUGCAAAUUUGAACCACCACUGUUUCAUCCCAAUGUGUAUCCAUCGGGCACUGUGUGCUUGUCACUGUUAGAUGAGGAGAAAGACUGGAGGCCAGCGAUCACUAUCAAGCAAAUUUUACUUGGUAUUCAAGAUUUGUUGAAUGAGCCUAAUGUUAAAGACCCUGCACAAGCUGAAGCAUACACUAUUUAUUGUCAAAAUCGUCUGGAAUACGAAAAAAGAGUAAGGGCACAGGCAAGAGCAAUGAGUCAACCUGAUGUCUAAUUGAGACAGAAAUUCUGAUUCCAAGUGAGGUAAUCUAUCAGCCCCAUUUAUAACCAAGUAUUUGAAUAAGAUUAUUUCCUAAAUCUGCGUAAGAAAUUGUCAAUGUCCAAUUUAAAAAAGAUUUAGGUAGUUUGUGAACUUUUUAGAAUAAUUGUGUUUAACUGAAGUAUUUAUAUUUCUAACAUUUCAUAGUUUAUGGUAUUUCUCAUGUUUUAUACAAUAAAUAUUUUGAAAAAGGG
Messenger RNA from Aethina tumida (small hive beetle), 872 nucleotides. RefSeq names its product SUMO-conjugating enzyme UBC9-B (gene lwr). Gene Ontology annotation, cellular component: nucleus. Lineage: Eukaryota; Metazoa; Arthropoda; Insecta; Coleoptera; Nitidulidae. The transcript has 4 exons. The record is from RefSeq and is a predicted model, not a curated record. Gene Ontology annotation, molecular function: SUMO conjugating enzyme activity. Gene Ontology annotation, biological process: protein sumoylation. The coding region runs from base 151 to 633 and encodes 160 amino acids.